AUGUUACGAGGAUUGCUUUCAAUGGUCCACAAAGGCGCUAGCCUUGAAAAUGCUAUUGCUGUAAAUUCAGGCUCGAUAAGAAAACGCGGCAUCUGCAGCACAAUACCAUUAUGGAAGAAAAAGAUGCCUGAUCGUCCACCGCCCGUAAAUGAAGCCGAUUUUACAGAGGUAUUCUUGCAUGGUAGCGGGCCGGGAGGUCAGAAAAUCAACAAAACUUCCUCCGCAGUUCAGUUAAAACAUAUUCCAACAGGUAUGGUCCUCAAGAUUCAGGCCACCCGUUCUCGUACGCAGAAUCGCAAAAUCGGACGGCAGAUGCUGGCGGAAAAGCUUGAGUUGUUGGAAAAGGGGAAGGAGAGUAGGGUUGCAGUUGUAGGGGAAACGAAAAGGAAGAAGAAGUGCAGUGCUGUAAAGAAGAGUAAGAGAAAAUACCGACUUUUGGCAGAACAAAACGCGGCGAAGACAGGGGAAGACAAUGUUGAGGAGGAUUUUGAGGAAGGUUUUGAGGAUGAUACUGAUCUUGAGGAGGGCUGGGGAAAAUCAGUAGAAGACAUGGAAACUGCGAAACAAAAAUCAUCGAAGAAAGGGGGCGACCCUUGA
Molecule: messenger RNA, 597 nt
Organism: Sclerotinia borealis F-4128
Lineage: Eukaryota; Fungi; Ascomycota; Leotiomycetes; Helotiales; Sclerotiniaceae
Source: the annotation of a GenBank genome assembly